This is a messenger RNA of Brassica napus (rape), 3059 nucleotides long. RefSeq names its product beta-galactosidase 15-like. Gene Ontology annotation, molecular function: carbohydrate binding; beta-galactosidase activity. Bases 1 to 2310 code for a protein of 769 amino acids. The record is from RefSeq and is a predicted model, not a curated record. Gene Ontology annotation, biological process: carbohydrate metabolic process. Gene Ontology annotation, cellular component: cell wall; vacuole. Lineage: Eukaryota; Viridiplantae; Streptophyta; Magnoliopsida; Brassicales; Brassicaceae. The transcript has 14 exons.
AUGGCUUCUCUAAGAUUUAUUUUAUGUUGUGUCUUAGUAAAUUGUGCAUGUGCCACAAUAGUUUCUCAUGAUGGUCGAGCCAUCACCAUUGAUGGUCAUCGCCGAGUCCUCCUUUCUGGUUCAAUCCAUUACCCUAGAAGCACUCCUGAGAUGUGGCCAGAUCUUAUUAAAAAGGGUAAGGAAGGUGGUCUUGAUGCGAUCGAAACUUAUGUUUUCUGGAAUGUGCAUGAGCCUACUCGCCGUCAAUAUGAUUUCUCUGGAAAACUAGAUCUUAUUCGAUUCCUAAAAACAAUUCAAGAUGAAGGACUGUAUGGUGUUCUUCGCAUAGGACCAUAUGCAUGUGCCGAGUGGAAUUACGGAUCGAUACAGAUUGAAAAUGAGUACGGAAAUAUAAUGGGACCCUAUGGAGAAGCGGGUAAAUCAUACAUUAAGUGGUGUGCAAACAUGGCUCAGGCUCUCGAUGUUGGUGUUCCAUGGAUAAUGUGUCAACAAAAUGAUGCCCCUCAGCCUAUGUUGAACACAUGUAAUGGCUUUUAUUGUGACAAUUUUACACCAAACAAUCCCAACACUCCAAAGAUGUGGACUGAGAAUUGGACCGGAUGGUUUAAGCAAUGGGGUGGUAAAAAUCCUCAUAGAACAACUGAAGAUGUUGCAUUUUCUGUUGCAAGAUUCUUCCAAAGAGGAGGAACUUUUAAUAAUUAUUACAUGUACCAUGGAGGCACCAACUUUGAUAGAACCGCAGGUGGUCCAUACAUCACAACUUCAUAUGAUUAUGAUGCUCCCCUAGACGAAUAUGGUAAUUUGAACCAACCAAAAUACGGUCAUUUGAAACAACUUCAUGAUGUUCUUCAUUCUAUGGAGAAAACUCUCACAUACGGAAACAUCUCCACCAUUGACUUUGGAAACUCCGCAUCGGCAACAAUUUAUACAACCCAAGAAGGAUCUAGCUGCUUUUUUGGAAACGGAAAUGAAAAUUCAGAUGCAGCAAUUAGUUUCAGAGGAGAAUCUUAUGUUGUCCCAGCUUGGUCUGUUACCAUUUUACCGGAUUGCAAAACAGAGGCUUAUAACACCGCCAAGAUUACCACUCAGACUUCAAUGAUGGUUAAGAAACCAAAUGAAGCUGAAGAGGACCCUUCAACUCUAAAAUGGUCAUGGAGACCAGAGAACAUGGACAAUUUCCUUUUGAGAGGAAAAGGAGAAUCUACAAACACACAACUCUUUGAUCAGAAAGUAGUAAGCAAUGACCAAAGUGAUUAUCUAUGGUAUAUGACUACCGUUAAGUUUAGAAAACGAGAUCCAUUUUUGGGUAAAAACAUGUCUCUCCGCGUCAAUAGUACUGCUCAUGUCCUUCGUGUUUUUGUCAAUGGAAAACAUAUUGGUAGUCAACACGCUGAAAAUGGAAAAUUUCACUAUAUUUUUGAGAAAGAUGCAAAGUUUAAGUCCGGACGUAAUGUCAUUUCUCUCCUUAGCAUAACUGUGGGACUUCAGAACUAUGGUGCUUUCUUCGAAAGUGUUCCAGUUGGAAUCACUGGACCGAUUUCAAUUAUUGGAAGAAAUGGUGAUGAAACCAUAGUUAAGGACUUGUCUUCUCAUAAAUGGAGCUAUAAAACCGGUUUAAAUGGGUUUGAGAACAAACUCUUUAAAACGGAAUCACCGUCUAAAUGGUCAUUCCAAAGUGUACCAUUGAACCGAACCAUGACUUGGUAUAAGACUACGUUCAAGGCUCCAUUGGGAAAUGAUCCAGUUGUUGUCGAUCUUUUGGGACUUGGAAAAGGUACAGCUUGGGUCAAUGGAAACAACAUUGGACGCUAUUGGCCGGCAUUCAUUUCAAGCUCUGAUGGUUGUUCUGCGAAAUGUAACUAUAGAGGGGCUUAUUAUGCGGAAAAGUGUCAGACCAAUUGUGGAGAACCUACACAAAGAUGGUACCAUGUUCCUCGUUCUUUCUUGAUCACAGAAGGAGAUAACACACUAGUUUUGUUUGAGGAGAUGGGAGGAAACCCAUCGCUUGUCAAUUUUCAAACUACUAUAGUGGGAAGUGUAUGUGCCAACGUCUAUGAGAAAAAUGUUAUUGAGCUUUCAUGCGAUAGGAAAACUAUUUCUGCCAUCAAAUUUGCCUCUUUUGGUAACCCAGAUGGAAAUUGUGGAUCUUUCUUUAAGGGAACCUGCGAAGGAAGUAAGAACGCUGUUGAUAUUCUAACAAAAGAAUGUGUCGGAAAAGAGAAGUGUUCCAUUGAUGUCACUGCAGAAAAGUUUGGAGUACCAGAUUGCAGUGGUGCUGCUAGAAGGCUCGCUAUUGAAGCUAUAUGUUAAGUGUUUUCUAGAUUUAUGGUGUUUUAUGGUAUUUCUAAAUUAUGUAGUACUUUUCAUUUUCAAAUAUUUAGUUCAAUUUACUCAUUACUGGCCUUGUGAACUUAUUCAAUAAAUGUACACAUUAUUCUUUUUCUCUUGGAAAAUCCAUGGUCAUCUUCUCAAUAAUCCCCAUUCUCUCUCGAAAAUAAGAUAAUUGUUCUCUUCAGUAUCUAUUGCUUUUCUCUUUUGUUUAUAUUUAUAUCUUUCUUAUCUACUACAUAUAUAUUCUCAUAUGAUUUUAUCUAAUCAUUAAUGAAUUCAAUGACAUUUUUAUUCUCUUGUAUAUCAAAUAUUUUUAAUGAACAUGCUUUUUUUUACCUCAAACGGCCAUUCUAUUACACAAACUUGAGGUAGUAUGGGUAACAAGACCGGAAUAGAACAACCAAUGAAAAGUAACUCCCUAUGGAUGGAUCUAGAAGUCUUAGCUAAAAAAUCUGAAAUUUGAUUACGCGCUCAUGGAACAUGAGUGAUGCAGAAAUCCGGGAAGCAUAUAUGUAGCGUCUCUAUCUUCUCCAAUUCUAUCGCAAAGCUUGGCCAAGGAUGAGGUUCCUCUAACAUUGAAAUCAGCUCCUUACAGUCCGUCACGAAGCUCUGGCAUGUUGAGUGUUGGAGCAUAUUCUCCAUUGCCCACCGCAGUGCUUCUACUUCCGAAUGCAAGGCUGAUUUCACGUCUAGUAAGAUUUCUUAUCCCUAUGAGCUGAGUAUUCCCC